This is a messenger RNA of Vombatus ursinus (common wombat), 377 nucleotides long. Its product is annotated as serine/threonine-protein kinase Nek5-like. The annotation marks the transcript as partial. The transcript is spliced from 4 exons. The record is from RefSeq and is a predicted model, not a curated record. Lineage: Eukaryota; Metazoa; Chordata; Mammalia; Diprotodontia; Vombatidae.
AUGGAAGAGCUCCUUCUGGGACCUGUUCACAAGCAGGAUGUUCUUACUGGAGAAAAGAGGCGGCAUUGGAGCAUUCGAGCUCCUCAGACACUGUUACGUAUGAUAGAGGAAACAGACGUCACCUCAACCUGCUCUACCACCACUGGAGAUGGCCAGGUUAUUAUAAUUGAAGACGCUUCAGAUAAUAGGAAACAGUGGAGACAGGAAUCACCAGGGACACUAAUGAAUAUGUUAGCGGGAGCAGAGCUGGCCAGUGACUCCUUUUCUGCAAAUGAACAAGAGUUUGUGGAAACAUUAAAGUACUGGCUUUCCAGUGCUGAAGAGGAGGGGAAGGUGGAACCAACCUCUGCUGCUGUUAUGGAUGAAGAACAACUGGA